CAGCCGGGCCCGGGCCGCGCUGGGUGCAGCAUGGCAGGGGAGCCGCGCAGCCCGCCGGUGAAGGUGCUGGCCGCCCAGCUGAGGCAGUGCCGGCGGGCCGCGGGCGGGCCCUGGCUGCUGGGACGGGAGGAGGCCGGGAAGGGCCCGCUGGCGGUGCCGGUGGUGUGGAUGCAGGGCACGGUGCUGGCGGUGGAGGCCGGGGGCGCCCGGGGCGGCUCGGCCCGGCUGCAGGACGAGAGCGGCCCCUUCACGGUGCUGGGGGUGGAGCGGGUCCCCAAAGGGCGGCCGUGCCUCAGCGCAGGAAAGUAUGUAAUGGUGAUGGGCUUGGUACACUCCUGCAGUCCAGAGCCUAUUCUUCAAGCUGUGAAGAUGACAGAUCUUUCUGAUAAUCCUAUACACAGGAGCAUGUGGAGCUUUGAAGUGGAGGAUUUGCACAGAAACAUUUCUUAGAUGCUGUGUAUUUUUGUCAGCAGUCCAAAGGACCUGGAAACAUAAAUGUUUGCUUUUACACCACAUGGACCUCAGCUCAAAGCAUUAGACUCUCAGGAGUAGUUAUAGCCUCAUCUGGAGAAUACUUUGAUAGUCAAAUAACUUAGUCCACUAACUAACAGUUUUAAGAGUUAUGGACAGGAGACCAAACUUACCAUUGGAGAAAAUGGGUACAGCUCUAUUGACUUCAGUGAAUUUGACUGAGAUUCAAGAUUUAGAGAUCUUUAUGCUCAUGAUAACUCAUAGGGAGAUGGUUCAUUCCCUGCUCCAGUAAUGCUUUAUGCCAACAGACUAAACUGCAUUAAUUUUCCAGAUAAUAGUGGGUAUUUCAAUACUAGCUCCAUUAUUAUAGCUGUCAUCUGUUAGAAUGUAGGGCUAGGCAGUCAUAGUACCAUAUUCUGUCCUCCAUUUUGCAUAACACUCUUGCUGCCAGUGUGAAUUCUAUACCUAGAAUAAGGGCAAAAUGUGGUCCAUACUGUUUAGAUUGUGUUUACGGUAAGGAAAUGGUACUUUGGCUCCAUGCUUUUUCUUUCAAUAACAUCCGUAUCCAGUUUGCUUUGUUGACAAGACAUAUGUUUUUUCUAACUGUAACCAUAGUUCGGUGCCUAAAACUCUGCGGGUACAGGAUUCAUCUCUACAAUAUUAAGAGUAGCAUGGUAACAAAACCUAUACUUCCAGUAAACUAAACAGAGAUUUGACACAGACUCACAGGGAGUAGAUUUAUCCAGGUCCAAAAAGUAAGUACUCUCACCACAUCACACAGUAAGAUUACCUCAGCCUAAUUAUGCAUCUUUAUAUUAAGUUUUCUUUCCCUGGAAAGACAGUGUUCCAGCAUACACUCUCUCUUUAAAGUUACUGUUAAAUGUAUAUUAUUUUUACCUUUGUUACAUCCUCUUCCUGUAAAGGACAAGUGUAUGAUACUGCUCUUUUGCCCCCAAAAUAUUGUAUUUGGUCAAGUUUCAAUGAUAAUUCAUGCGUCCUAAAUAAAUACCACGUUAUCCAUAUACUGUAGCUCUGUAGGUUGGGGGGAAAGAGACAAGUUCAACAGUAUCAAAUAACAAUGUUAACUAACUUUGAGCCUAUGAAAACAAGCUUUUUGCCUUACUAUAAACCACAAACUGAAUUUAAGAUUAGGUAUUGCACUUUGAACAGUGCUUUUUCUCACAAUUCUAUCUUGAAGUAAAUAUUGUCCCCAUAUUUACAGAGGCCCCUUUGAGGGUGUUGAUGAAAGCGCUUCGAUUAGAACUUUGGGACUGCAUACUUCCAUCCCUGAGUGACCAUGUCACUUCAGAGACCUUUAUAACUUUAUAACUGAGGGGUUGUAUUAAAUGAGACCUUGUUGAUUAUAUGUGGGAUAAGCCAAGACGGGUGUACAGAAUUUUGACAGUAUGGGUUAAUUUUUUUUUUUAAUGUUGGGGAAAAAGUCCACUUGUAAAAUGUAGCCUGCCAGCAAAUUCUCCUCGGUGUCAACAUUGUCAGACAACCAUUUUUAGUUGUUUGGUAGCAGGUCCCUUCACGUCUUAAUGGUUCUUAUUCUAAGCACUUGAAUUUCAUCUCAGAAUGAAGAAAAACAAAGUUCACCUUGACAUGCAUGGGAAUUAGAUUGUGUGUAAAAAGUUUUGAUGAAAAGGGCCAAAUUCAAACCUUGUGUAAGGGAGUGCAACUCUGCUGGCUUCAGUAGACUUGUACCACUUACAUCGCAGCUAAAUGUCGUGAUGUCGUGGUCGGAGUCUGC
Terrapene triunguis (Three-toed box turtle) is the source of this 2224-nucleotide messenger RNA. RefSeq names its product RecQ mediated genome instability 2 (gene RMI2). Bases 31 to 450 code for a protein of 139 amino acids. Gene Ontology annotation, biological process: maintenance of rDNA; DNA repair; regulation of sister chromatid segregation. Gene Ontology annotation, cellular component: cytosol; nuclear speck. NCBI's taxonomy places the organism in Eukaryota, Metazoa, Chordata, Testudines, Emydidae. The transcript is spliced from 2 exons. The record is from RefSeq and is a predicted model, not a curated record.